This is a messenger RNA of Mycena indigotica, 4176 nucleotides long. Its product is annotated as Kinase-like protein. The record is from RefSeq and is a predicted model, not a curated record. The transcript has 12 exons. The coding region runs from base 13 to 4176 and encodes 1387 amino acids. Gene Ontology annotation, biological process: maturation of SSU-rRNA from tricistronic rRNA transcript (SSU-rRNA, 5.8S rRNA, LSU-rRNA); protein phosphorylation. Gene Ontology annotation, cellular component: small-subunit processome; Pwp2p-containing subcomplex of 90S preribosome. NCBI's taxonomy places the organism in Eukaryota, Fungi, Basidiomycota, Agaricomycetes, Agaricales, Mycenaceae. Gene Ontology annotation, molecular function: protein binding; protein kinase activity; ATP binding.
UCGUUUACCACCAUGGAGCGCGUCCACUUCCAACAAGAGCAGAUGCUCGAUGAGCUCAAAGAUCUUGUGGAGAAGGAGAUCUUUACAAAACUAGAAACGAAACAAAUUCUGAAAAAACGAACUGAGUUCGAAGGCGCUCUUGUUCGGAGGGUGGCUAAAAAGGCCGACUUUCUACGAUAUGCUGCUUAUGAAAUGUCUCUGGAGCAAUUGCGACGCAAGCGUAUUGAACGGCUGAAAAUCGAGUCUACCAAAGCCAGCAUAUCUGACUACUCUCUUGUCCGGCGGCAAUUCCAAAUUUUUGAACGAGCUUUGAAACGAUUCAAGUCGGAUGUAGACCUCUGGCUGGAAUAUAUCAACGUCGCCCAACGGGAGGGAGCUUCAACUCUUGUGGGCCGCGUGGUUGCUCGAGCAAUCCAGUUGCACCCAGAUAACGAGCUAUUCUAUGUGGUUGGCGCUGCACAUGAAUUGGAGCAUGGCUCACCCUCGGCUGCUCGUAAUCUCCUUCAACGUGGCAUUCGCAUCAAUGGGCAAAGUGUCAAAUUGUGGACCGAGUAUGUGCGCAUGGAACUGAUAUUCAUGGAAAAUCUUCGCAAACGAUGGCAAGUGCUUGGCCUCGACCUUAAGGGGAAAGGCAGGGAGCAAGACGAAGCACGGACGGCCAUCAUCCAAGGAAGUAUUGUCAAGGAGGUCAUCUCGCAAGCGAUGUUGUCGAGCGAAUUGUUUGAGGCCUUGAUUGGGCUGAUCAAGCAACCUGAGUUGCUGGAUGUCGUUUAUCGUCGCUUGGCAGAAUGUACCGACCCACGUGCUGCCAUAUUGCUUGCAAUGCGACCUAUUCAUGGGAAGUCAGGACUGGCUCUUAUUGAAGCGGUUCAGCAUGCCAACGAGGAGAUGCUCAGUCGAUGCGACGCCGGCGGCCAAGAGAGUGUGGCUACAUACAUUGACUUUUGUGAGAGAGUUGGUGACAUUGUCACGGACGAGUCUCUGAAGGCAUAUCUAGAUGCUUCUGUGAAGGGGUUGGUGCAAAAAGGGACUAAUUCUGGGGCAGUUUUGAGCAGUAGAUGUCGCGCGUGGACCCAGUUCUGUUGUUCCCUCUUGCCUCCAUCUCGCACGAUAUAUAUCUUGCUCAAGACGGUGUCGGGACCGUUUCCCAAUCCCUACCCGCAGCUUGGUGACAAGCAGCCGAUGUUGCAGUUCCCAACCCCCCACCCCCCGACCAACCCGUCUGACUACUCUCGACCUAAUGACAUUUUCCUCAAACGCCAGCAAUCCGCCUUUUCAACCCCCACUCCCCUUUCAGUUUCAACUAAUCUUCCUCGCCAGCCCUCCCCGACCGCAAAGCUACGGUCUCCCUACAUUUCUUCCCGCCCAAAUACCAUCAACCUCUCUCCACGUCCGGCCUACCAGUCUCAAUCGAGCCAUCAUUCCUCGUUUUCGUCCGUUCUCGAGGAUGUACUUCAGCCUGGUGACAUCGUUGGCGAGGGUGUCGAGCUACAAGGCGAACUCAUUCGCCUUGUUUCACCACUCGAAGCCCUCAAUAACGCUGAACCCGCUCGUGAAUUCGAGGUUGUCCGAAGACUUGGGGCUGGCAGCUACGCAGUCGUCUACCAAGUCCUCGAGGUUCUUGAGCGCGCCCCUUCCUCCGAAGAUGGUCAUUCGUCAAUGAUGGGUCACAUGGAUUUCGAUGGCAAGCACGUUCGGUCGCCGUCUACAACAUAUGGCCGUGAAUAUGCCAUAAAGUGCCUUUCCAAAGCCAACCUCGAUGACGAGGCCCUUAGAGCGCAAAUGGAUGAGGUCACUAUUCACCAGUCACUCCAUCCUCACCCGAACAUUGUCACUCUCCACCGAACCCUCGAAACCUCUUCGUUUUUGUUGCUUCUCCUUGAAUAUGUUCCCGGAGAAGAUCUUUUUUAUUUUUUGGAACAAGCCCAUGAUCACUACGAGUCCUCAAACACGGCCGACUUGACAGACCCAUCUGUCUCGCCUUCCCGUACGCCCCCAACGCCCAGUCUUCUCUCAACUAUGAAUUCGUCGCAAUUGCUUUCGCGCACCCGUCUUCGCCUCAUAUCGUCCAUGUUUUCCCAGAUGUGUGAUGCUGUUGCCGCCUGUCAUGCUCAACAAGUCUACCACCGCGACAUAAAGCCCGAAAACUUUAUCGUCACCGAUGGCUAUACAGACACAGACGGUAGACGAGAACGCAAGGUUAUCGUCAAGCUCACCGACUUCGGCCUAUCCACCACCGAUGUCGAGUCGUCUGACAUGGACUGUGGGAGCGCUCCCUAUAUGAGCUUUGAAUGCCGCAACAACGUCGCUCCGAGCUAUCGGCCUCGCGCUGCUGAUGUUUGGUCACUGGGCAUUGUUCUCAUCAAUAUGCUCUAUCACUUCAAUCCUUGGACGGACACCAAGGAAGGUUCAUGUAGCUCGUUUGACCUCUUCCGGCAACAACCCGUCAACUUCUUCAUGCAUCGCUUCGUGGGCAUGACCCGCCCUGUGGCCGAGCACUUGGCCAAUAAAGUAUUCAAUGUUCUCGAUGACCCAAAGGAUGAUUCAGAACGUAUUACGGCUGCUGGAUUUGGUGUCUGGGCUAAAGACCUUCCCGAGCUCUUGGGACAACCACUUGGUCAUAAACGUGCUGGAUCAACGGCGUCAUUAACUCAAGGCCACAGAAUCUCAUGUUCCAUUCCAAUUUCCCACCGUCCUUCUUCCAGGCAAGCGUCGGGUACUGCAUCGACCAUCCGCACUCCCGCCAUCCAGUCUCGCUCUUUGUCACGUGCCGCCUCUUUUGGUCCCACGAUCGAAACCACCUAUGAGAAGCCUGAGGCCACCGAGCUCUCUACGGUCAUCGAUCAGGAAGCUGAGGAGCAGGAAGAAGAGAGGCAGUUCAACGAGUUAAAGGUACAAACGGACGAACCUUCGGAAGACCGGUCGCCAUCCAACAACAAACGGCGAAAGCGCGGUGCCCGCAAAGGCAAAGGCGGCUCGCAACCCCCGGCAACUCCUCAGAACGAAACACUCGAAACUCUGGCUAGCGCUUCCCAGUCGCUUGCUCGGGAGAUUAGUCGCGCCUCACGUGCCGCAUCUCAAGCUUCGUCGAAUCGUUCAGGCACGACCCAUGCUUCGAGUCGUAGCAGCAGACGUGGCCAACCUUUCGAGCCAGUUGCCAUGUAUGCACUGCCAGUCAGCAUGCUCCCUCCUCCACGCUCUAUUCCGCCUAUUCCUCCAUUGCCGAAAAUCCAUACCACCCCAGCUCCUUCUAUGCCAGCAACUGCAAUAGCCAAGAAGCCAUCCAAAUGGAAGCUCAGUUUUGGCAAGAGCAGUGGUGCUUCCGCAUUUGGGCGUGUUUCACCAGUGGAGGAAGCUUCGUCGCCUUCCGACCUGCCCAUGUCCGCAACUGCCAGCAACGUGACUGAUCUCAUCAUGGGACUGAGCGCCCCAGCUCCCCCACAAAGUCUUGCGCACGAUGAGCAUCCGCGUGGUCGACGAGUUCUUGACCCUGGCUAUCGAGCGUACAAUUCUUCGCGCAGUCCACAUCCCGAUCACAGGACACGUGACGCAGGUUCUGACCGUGCUGUAUCUCCCAACUCGAUACGCAGUCAUCGGCCCGUUGCAUCGAGCUCUAGCUCGAUGGUCUCUGGUAACUGGCGAAGCUCACUGAGUACUACUUCAAGCGCUGGUACUUCUACUUCUGCCUUUACUCGGUACAGCAACGCGAGCACACGGAGUGUUUCAACUGUCGCUACCAGUGUCUCCGCUAGCAGUUGGCGCGCUCCUCCAACGGCCAAGCCCCAGUCUCCCCCGUCUACUGCCACAACGCACCCAGUCCCGAUUCCCAAGAAUGUCAAGAUCAUGAACGGCGUUCCCUGGGAACUUGACCAAUUGCCCCGUGGUCAAUAUACUGGCAACCCUGAAGGGGAUAUUUUUGGCUCUCCCCCCGUUCGACAACCUCGUCCUCGCAAGCCCAAGGAUCUCCAGCUCAGUACCAUCACUGAAAAGACUCCUGUUGCUGCUCCCAAGUCACCUGACUUUGUCCGCCGUGCUGAUGCCUCGACAAGUACUACUGACCUUGUUUCUGGUGUUAUGUCGUCGUCGUCGCAGGAUGAGGACAGCGAUGGGCGGAAGAAAGUUGCCAAAGCACAGAUCAACACACUUGCCAAGAUGCUUUCUGCUCUGCGGCGCUAA